Molecule: messenger RNA, 5829 nt
Organism: Gracilinanus agilis (Agile Gracile Mouse Opossum)
Lineage: Eukaryota; Metazoa; Chordata; Mammalia; Didelphimorphia; Didelphidae
Gene: ITGB4
Product: integrin subunit beta 4
Exons: 40
Coding region: 60-5504 (1814 amino acids)
Biological process (GO): hemidesmosome assembly; cell-matrix adhesion; cell communication
Cellular component (GO): membrane; cell surface; integrin complex
Molecular function (GO): integrin binding
Source: RefSeq, a predicted model, not a curated record
CAAUAGCCAGGGAAGAGGAAGAGCAGAAGGCGCGAGACCCCAGCAAAAGAAGGAAGAGGAUGCCCUGGCCAGGGGCAUGGGCUGUUCUGCUGUUCUGGGCAGUACUCUGGGUCAGCUUCCAAGGAAGCAUAGCUAAUCGUUGCAAGAAGACCCUGGUGAAGAGCUGUACUGAGUGCAUCCGUAUAGACAAGGACUGCGCCUACUGCACUGAUGAGACAUUCAAGGACCGUCGCUGCAACACUAGGGAGGAGCUGCUGGCCUUGGGCUGUGAGGCGGGAAGCAUGAUGUUCAAGGAAAGCAGUUUCCAGAUUACACAGCAUGCUGAGAUUGAUACCACCUUAAAGAAGAGCCAGGUAUCACCCCAAGCCAUGCAGUUGCUGCUACGGCCCGGCGAGGAACAAAGUUUUGAGUUUCAAGUGUUUGAGCCCCGAGAGAGCCCCGUGGACCUCUAUAUCCUCAUGGACUUCUCCUAUUCCAUGUCCGAUGAUUUGGCUAACCUCAAGCAGAUGGGCCAAAACUUGGCCCGGGUCUUGAGCCGUCUCACGAGUGACUUCACUAUUGGUUUUGGCAAGUUUGUGGAUAAAGUCAGCGUCCCACAAACAGACAUGCGACCAGACAAACUGAAGGAACCCUGGCCCAACAGUGACCCACCCUUCUCCUUCAAGAAUGUGAUCAGCCUAACAAAAGAUGUGGAGGAAUUCCGGAACAAGCUACAGCGGGAACGAAUCUCAGGCAACCUAGAUGCACCUGAGGGUGGCUUCGAUGCCAUCUUGCAGACAGCUGUGUGCACGAAGGAUAUUGGAUGGCGGAAAGAUAGCACCCACCUACUGGUGUUCUCCACAGAGUCAGCCUUCCAUUAUGAGGCAGAUGGUGCCAACGUGCUGGCAGGCAUCAUGAAGCGUAAUAAUGAAGAUUGCCACCUGGACUCCACAGGCACCUAUACCCAAUACAAUCAGCAGGAUUACCCAUCGGUCCCCACGUUGGUACGCCUGCUGGGUCAAUACAACAUCAUCCCCAUCUUUGCUGUCACCAACCACUCCUAUAGCUACUAUGAGAAACUACAUACAUAUUUCCCAGUCUCCUCACUGGGCUUGCUGCAUGAGGACUCAGCCAACAUAGUGGAACUACUUGAAGAAGCCUUUAAUCGUAUCAGAUCCAACUUGGAUAUCAGGGCUCUGAAUGCCCCCCGGGGCCUGCGGACAGAAGUCACUUCCAAAAGAUAUAUGAAGACAAAGGCUGGGUCUUUCCACAUCACACGUGGGGAAGUGGGAACUUACCAUGUACAGCUUCGGGCCAUGGAGCAAAUAGAUGGGAAGCAUGUGUGCGAGCUGCCUCUUGAGGACCAGACAGGUGAAAUCCAUCUAAAGCCUUCUUUUUCCGAUGGGCUCAGAAUUGAUGCCGGCAUCAUCUGUGAUGUGUGCCUUUGUGAGAGGCAAAACGAGCCUCUGUCAGCCAAAUGCAACUUCAAUGGGAACUUCACAUGUGGGCAUUGUAUGUGCAAAGAGGGCUGGAGUGGCAAGACUUGUAACUGCUCUACGGGCUCUACAAGUGACACAAAGCCUUGCAUACGGGACGGGGAUGACAAGGUUUGCUCAGGACGAGGAGAAUGCCAAUGUGGGCGCUGUGUGUGCUACGGAGAUAGCCGCUAUGAUGGACAGUUCUGCGAGUAUGACAAUUUCCAGUGUCCUCGAACCUCAGGCUUCCUCUGCAAUGACAGGGGCCGCUGCUCCAUGGGCCAGUGUGUGUGUGAAAGGGGCUGGACAGGGAAGAGCUGUGAGUGUCCCCUCAGCAACGCCACCUGCAUCGACAGCAAUGGGGGCAUCUGCAAUGGGCGAGGCCGCUGUGAGUGUGGACGGUGCCACUGUGACCAGGUCUCCCUCUAUACCGACACCACCUGUGAGAUCAGCUACUCUGCAGUACCCCUAGGGGUAUGUGAGGACCUGCGUUCCUGUGUUCAAUGCCAAGCCUGGGGCACAGGAGUGAAGAAGGGGCAGAAGUGUGAUAGCUGUAACUUUAGAGUGAAGAUGGUGGAGGAGCUGAAGAAAGCUGAAGAGGUGAUGGAGUACUGUUCCUUCCGCGAUGAGGAUGAUGACUGCACGUACAGCUAUACUGUAGAAGGGAAUGAAGCCAUUGGGGCCAAUAGCACCGUCCUUGUGCAUAAGAAGAAGGACUGCCCUGGAAGCUUCUGGUGGCUCAUCCCCCUGUUCCUGUUCCUCCUGCUGCUCUUGGCCCUGCUGCUUCUGCUCUGCUGGAAGUACUGUGCCUGCUGCAAGGCCUGCCUGGCCCUGCUGCCCUGUUGCAACAGAGGCCACAUGGUGGGCUUCAAGGAAGAUCACUAUGUGCUGAGGGAGAACCUCAUGGCCUCAGACCACCUGGAUACUCCGAUGGUCCGCAGCGGCAACCUGAAAGGGAGGGACAUGGUCCGCUGGAAAAUCAAUAAUGUACAGUCCACUGGCAGCACCACCCAUGCUGCCAAUCCCAAAGAGCUGGUCCCAUAUGGGUUAUCCCUGCGUCUUGCCCGCCUCUGCACUGAGAACCUGCUGAAACCUGAUACUCGGGAAUGUGAACAGCUUCGCCGGGAAGUAGAGGAGAAUCUGAAUGAAGUUUACAGACAGAUCCCUGGAGUUCAUAAGCUUCAGCGGACCAAGUUUCGGCAACAGCCCAAUGCUGGGAAAAAGCAGGACCACACCAUUGUGGACACAGUGCUGAUGGCGCCACGGUCAGCCAAGGUACCUCUGCUGAAGCUGACAGAGAAGCAAGUAUCCCAGGGGGCAUUCCAUGAGCUCAAGGUGGCCCCUGGCUACUACACCCUCACCUCCGAUCAGGAUGCCCGGGGCAUGGUGGAGUUCCAAGAAGGAGUAGAGCUGGUAGAUGUCCGGGUCCCUCUUUUCAUCCGUCCAGAUAAUGAUGAUGAUGAGCACCUGGUGGUAGAGGCCAUUGAUGUACCCGUGGGCACUGCCACCAUUGGACGUCGCCUAGUCAACAUAACCAUCAUUAAGGAACAAGCCAGUGGGAUAGUGUCGUUUGACCAACCAGAGUAUUCCUUCAACCACGUGGACCAGGUAGCCCGGAUUCCUGUAGUCAGGCGCAUCAUAGACAAUGGCAAGUCUCAAGUCUCCUACCGUACGCAAGAAAAUACAGCCUACCCCAACCGGGACUACAUCCCUGUGGAAGGGGACCUGCUCUUCCAGCCGGGAGAGACGAGGAAGGAGCUACAGGUGAAGUUGUUGGAUCUACAGGAAGUGGACGCUCUCCUUUCGGGCCAUCAAUCUCGACGCUUCCACAUCCACCUAACCAACCCCAAGUAUGGCGCGCGGUUGGGGGAGCCACACUCUGCUACAGUCCUCAUCGAAAGUCAGGAUAAGCAAUUAUUUGGCCAGACUCCAUUAUAUUCCACCCGGGGCGAUCCAGGUGCCCCUCAGAACCCCAAUGCCAAGGCCGUUGGUUCCCGGAGGAUCCAUUUCAAUUGGCUACCACCUCCUGGCAAGCCAUCUGGGUACAAGGUAAAAUACUGGAUACAGGGUGACCCUGAAUCAGAGGCCCGGUUCCUUGACUGCAAAGUGCCCUCAGUGGAGCUCACCAACCUCUACCCAUACUGUGACUAUGAGAUGAAGGUCUGUGCCUGUGGGCCAAUGGGUGAGGGGCCUUAUAGCACCCUGGUGUCUUGCCGUACCAAUGAAGAAGUCCCCAGUGAACCUGGACGCCUGGCCUUCAAUGUUGUUUCCUCCACUGUCACCCAACUCAGCUGGGCUGAGCCAGCUGAGACCAAUGGGGAGAUCACCGCCUAUGAGGUCUGCUACGGACUGGUCAAUGAGGACAACAAACCCAUCGGGCCCAUGAAGAAAGUGCUGGUGGAUACACCGAAGAAGCGGACACUGUUGAUUGAAAACCUUCGAGAGUCCCAGCCAUAUCGAUAUACAGUAAAGGCCCGCAAUGGGGCAGGCUGGGGGCCAGAAAGAGAAGCCAUCAUCAAUCUUGCCACCCAACCUAAACGGCCAAUGUCCAUUCCCAUCAUCCCAGACAUCCCCAUCGUAGAUGCCCAGGGAGGAGAAGACUAUGACAGCUUCCUCAUGUACAGCGAUGAUGUCCUGCGCUCCCCUGCCAGCAGCCAGAGACCCAGCGUCUCUGAUGAUACAGGCUCCGGGUGGAAGUUCGAGCCACUGCCAGGGGAGAACCUGAAUUUCCGGCAGAUCACGUGGCAGCUGCCCCCAGAAUUCAUCCCCCGCCUGUCCAGCAGCAGCGGGCUCUCUUCUGAGGCUGAGGGGCUCAUCCUGUCCCAAGAUGAUAGCAACCCAGGAGGCAGCCUCCCCCGAAGGGGGACACCUCACCCCUCAGCAGAGCACUUAAUGAAUGGGAGGCUGGACUUCGCUUUUCCGGGCAGUGCUAACUCGCUGCACAGGAUGACCACCACAACCUCUGCCUAUGGCACCCACCUGAGCCCCCACCCACAACAUCGGAUCCUAAGCACUUCCUCCACUCUCACCCAAGAUUACCACUCCCUGACCCGCACAGAGCACUCGGCCACCCUACCCAGAGACUUCUCUACCCUGGCAUCCCUCUCUUCCUAUGAAACCCGUCUGCCCUCUGGAGUGCCCGACACCCCCACACGCUUGGUAUUCUCCGCCCUGGGACCCACAUCCCUGAAAGUGAGCUGGCAGGAGCCACAAUGUGAUCGAGCCCUGCAAGGCUACAGCAUGGAGUACCAGCUGAUGAGUGGAGGUGAGCUAAAAAGGCUACACAUUCACGACCCUCACCAGACCUCUGUAGUGGUGGAAGACCUCCUGCCUAAUCACUCCUAUAUCUUCCGAGUACGGGCCCAGAGCCAGGAUGGCUGGGGUCCAGAGCGUGAAGGCGUCAUCACCAUUGAGUCCCAGGUGCAUCCUCAAAGCCCACUCAGUCCUCUGCCAGGUUCGACCUUCACUCUGAGCACUCCCAGUGCCCCAGGCCCCUUGGUAUUCACAGCCCUGAGUCCGGAUUCCCUGCAGAUGAGCUGGGAACGACCCCGGAGGCCCAAGGGGGAGAUUCUGGGCUACCUGGUGACCUGCGAGAUGGCCCAAGGAGGUAGUCCAUCCACUACCUUCCAGGUAGAUGGCGACAGCUUGGAGAACCGGCUGACAGUGCCAGGUCUGAGUGAGAAUGUUCCUUACAAAUUUAAGGUUCAGGCCAAGACAACACAAGGUUUUGGGCCAGAGCGUGAGGGCAUCAUCACCAUUGAGCCUCAAGAUGGAGGUCCCUUUCCACGUCUGGGAGGACACGUGGGCCUUCAGCAGGAGACAGCCCAGCACCAGUUUCCUAGAGAGUACAGCAGCAUCACCACAGCGACCCACUGCAGCAUCACCAAGCCCUUCUUAGCAGAUGGACUGGCCUUGGACACCCAGCACCUCGAAAUCGGUGGCUCCCUCACUCGGCGUCAUGUGACCCAGGAAUUUGUGAGCCGGACACUGACCUCGAGCUCUAGUGGGACCUUGACCAAGCAGGUGGACCGCCAGUUCUUUCAGACCUGAGCCCUCAGGAGCCAGCUCACAGAGUGGCCUACCUUCCCCAACCACCUUUUUUCUUCCCCUAAUUCAGCAUCUGUUGCUUCCUAGAAGGAGUGAGGGAAUCAUCACUCUUUGCCAACCCAACUCUGAUGAUCCCCAGGGUAUAGGCUGGCUCCCUCUGGGGCUGGGGAAUGGGGGGCAGAACGAGCAUAGUCAUGCUGCCCCAGAGGCCCGGCCUGUCCUCUAGCUCCAAGCCCAAUCUGUAACCAAAGAGCUCAGGAAGGUCAGAGCAUGCAGGAGGCCUCUAAUCUUUGUCUUGCCAAUUAAUAAUAAAUGUUUUUGCUACCAA